CCGUGCAGGUGGUAUCGUUAUAUCUCCGUUUUGUACGGAUACCCAUUGUUAACAGAAGAUGAAGAUGCAGUAGCCGCCAUGGGGACGUCUCUAGGUGAAGGGAGUCACAGGUUGAGGCAUCACGGGAAACAUCACUUGUGGAGGUCAACAGCGCUGUCACAAGUGAUCAAUGCCACGUCUCCGUCCUCGACGACCACCGUGGACCGUGCGUCCGUGUGUUACGACACCAACGAGGUUCUGAUGAUCAUCGGGAUGACGUGUGUCCUCAACCUCGCCUUCAUAGUGGUAGUGAUGAGCUGCGUUCACUUCUGCAGCAGUCCCGCAGUGCCCAAGAUACCCAGACUGGAAUCCUUGAUUCUUGUAGAGAGUUCUACAUCAGAAAGUGACUUGGAGGAGAUAGACUUGCGAAAUAGUCACACCAACUUGUUAAGCUCGACUCCAGACAGUAGACGUGGUAACCUAGACUACUACACCAGAGGGUUGCCUAAAACGCAUCAGAUGGAGUUGUCCAGUUCUACGUCAUCGUCGAUGGUAUCUCUACAGACACUUGUGCCUCCUACCUUCUGUUCUACAUCACUGACCAGCUUCGGUACAAGAUUGAACAGCAGACACAGAAUUGAUCAUCCUGUCUCAUCACUCUCGAUGGAAAAUCUUCUCUUCGUAUAAACAAAAAAUAUAUGCCAACUGCUACAGGGUUAUGGAUAUAUAGAAACUACAAGAUUUUUUGUAGCAAAUAGAUACAAAUAAAAAUACAAGACUGAGGAUGGUAAAAAUAUUAUCUUACCACGCGGAAAAUUUAUUGACAACCAAAAAUAAACACCAA
Macrosteles quadrilineatus (aster leafhopper) is the source of this 823-nucleotide messenger RNA. RefSeq lists its product as uncharacterized. The record is from RefSeq and is a predicted model, not a curated record. The coding region runs from base 79 to 666 and encodes 195 amino acids. NCBI's taxonomy places the organism in Eukaryota, Metazoa, Arthropoda, Insecta, Hemiptera, Cicadellidae. The transcript is spliced from 6 exons.